This is a messenger RNA of Ipomoea triloba (trilobed morning glory), 732 nucleotides long. Its product is annotated as G-type lectin S-receptor-like serine/threonine-protein kinase At1g67520. The coding region runs from base 1 to 732 and encodes 243 amino acids. The record is from RefSeq and is a predicted model, not a curated record. NCBI's taxonomy places the organism in Eukaryota, Viridiplantae, Streptophyta, Magnoliopsida, Solanales, Convolvulaceae. The transcript is spliced from 2 exons.
AUGGGUAGAAUAAUAUUGGUUACAAUUGUUUGCUGCUUAUUCAUCUGGCAUGGCUUGUUGUUAUCUGGUGUUAGUGCUAAAAAUACACUUGCACCUGGAGAAUACUUGUUACCGUUUGAUGACGAGUACUUGGAGUCAUCAAAUAAACUCUUUGAGUUAAAAUUCCUGAAGCUACCCGGCUCUAGCUCUGCUUUUAGAUGCUUUUUGAGUAUACAGUGGGCUGGUUAUUUGGUCACAUCCACUUCUGAACGAAGAACAAUUUGGGUUGCUUGGCUAGGUGAAAGCGAGACUUAUGUCGUUCCAGAAUUAAAAAUGGAUAGAGAAGGCCGGUUGUUGAUAUAUGGUGAACGUGAAUUCGUUAUAAACGAUGACCAGCAACAUCCAUAUGUUAUGAACACAACAGCAACUCUACUUGACACCGGCAACUUAGUGUUGCAGGGUGGGGGUCGUACGUUGUGGCAAAGUUUCGAUCAUCCCCCUGGUAAUAUUUGGAUUCCAGGGAUGAAAUUGGGCUGGUUUGGGCUACAAAAAACUCCUCAACUGCAGCAGCGUUGUCUCACUUCUUGGACAAGUGAGGAGAACCCUUCUCCUGGUGCUUUUAGCUUGUGUGUUGAUCCCAACAAUACCAAGCAGCUAGUUGCCAUGCGAAGAGGGAUUGUUUAUUGGCACAGUGGGGUCUGGAAUGGAUACAAUUUUCCAUUUCUUCAAGUCAAUUCCCAUCUCAGACCAUAG